AUGCUACUCACGUUGGUACUAUGGAUCGAGGCUCAGCUAGAAAAGUAUCGGGUAGCUGUGGUUGCAGACAUCGAUCACGCUACGUCAACAAGGCAGUUGAUUUCGGCGAACUUCUCCGGCUAUCGUAAAACACCCGAUGACACUCAUCCUUCACUGCCACAACAGGAUGGCAAGGACGUCUGCCUCAAGUUCUUGUCUAAGAGGGGUUGCCCGUCAAAAGAUCCCAGUGUGUGCAUCGUCCAGAGCAGAGUUCAUUUCUACCCAGCGGCGAUUUCCGACCAGCUUCGCAACUUCAUUCGCCACAGGUUCGGCGGCGUGAACAACAAGUACACCAACAACUGA
This is a messenger RNA of Phytophthora sojae, 342 nucleotides long. RefSeq lists its product as hypothetical. Bases 1 to 342 code for a protein of 113 amino acids. NCBI's taxonomy places the organism in Eukaryota, Oomycota, Peronosporomycetes, Peronosporales, Peronosporaceae. The record is from RefSeq and is a predicted model, not a curated record. The transcript is spliced from 2 exons.